AUGCAAAAUACACUACAAACCCCAAAAAAUUUGAAGGAGCCAUAUUUUAAAUUAGAGACUAAUCUUGAUCCUUCUAACCUUGUUCAAGCUUCUGAACUUCUUUUGAAUUGUUUAAGUCCCAAGUUAAAGCAGUCAUUUCGUUUGGUAAUUACCUUAUCAGAAGAAAAAGCAAGUUUUAAACUUUGCCUGGAUCCCUCAUUAUGGUUCGAUGUUUAUCUCCAAACUGUGACCGAUUUUGCUGAAGCGGUUAACAUUGCCAGACAAUAUGUUACAACUACACGCUUAAACAUUUCACCCGAGGAAGAAGCUCCGUUUAUUAUCGAUUAUAAAGAGACAGUAAAAGACAAAGCAUUUAUUAUUUGUCCAUACGCUUCUACUUGUAGAAAUGGGUCGAAUUGUGAGAAAGAUCAUCCUAAAAUAUAUUGUGAUGGUAAAGUCAUAACUCGAGAUGGAAGAACAUCUAAAUGUAACUUUUAUUUUACUACAAAACUUGUUAUAGAUGAACUUAGCAAUGAUAAGUAUGUUGUAAUGUUACGAAGGGAACCAUUUAGAGAAUUACUGUUGAUUCCACAUCCUAAUUUUCAAGCAAAGAACUGUGGACAUUAUAAUAAUGAAACCUUAGUACAACAAGAGACAUUUUGGAAAGAGUUGUUGAAUAAACAACAGACUUUAAACUUUCAUUCCAUAGCAAUUAACUAUGGGGCAUGGGAAACUGGACAGUCACAAAAUAAAUAUGCACAAGAGUGCCAUGCGCAUAGAUUAUCCUGGACCAAAUUAUUUACUACAGAGUUAGAAGAGAAAAGAUUGCGAUCAGCAGAACACCAACUUAUGCUGAAGGCUAUUUCUAAUAUAACAUCAACUAUGAAUGAAAAUACAAAAGCACUUAUAAAAGAAAUGUCAUCAGUAAAAGAGAAUAACAAUGAAAAUACUAGAGCAAUUAUAGAAGCAAUGUAA
Funneliformis geosporum is the source of this 954-nucleotide messenger RNA. The record is from the annotation of a GenBank genome assembly. Lineage: Eukaryota; Fungi; Glomeromycota; Glomeromycetes; Glomerales; Glomeraceae.